Trametes versicolor FP-101664 SS1 is the source of this 6123-nucleotide messenger RNA. RefSeq lists its product as uncharacterized. The record is from RefSeq and is a predicted model, not a curated record. Gene Ontology annotation, cellular component: 90S preribosome; nucleolus; small-subunit processome. Bases 1 to 6123 code for a protein of 2040 amino acids. NCBI's taxonomy places the organism in Eukaryota, Fungi, Basidiomycota, Agaricomycetes, Polyporales, Polyporaceae. The transcript is spliced from 8 exons.
AUGGUCCUUUUUAGUCAUCCCAAAUCCUCGGACUUAGUCUUUGGAGGUCUUUACUCCGGGCUCAAAACGUCGCUUCUGUCCCACUCACGAUCGCUACGCCUUCAGACGCUCCGCCUACUGACGUCCCCUCUCGUUCAGGCUGCUGAAGGGGCGGCUGAAGUUCUAUCGAGGGCUCUACAGGCAGAGGAAGUCUCCAUAGACGUUCAGGGAGCUCGUGAGCGUGUCCUUCGCAUCAAUCGUCUGCCUAUUGUAGUCAAGGACGGGGACGAGCUGGGUGCCGAGAUCUGCGUGCUCUGGCUGAUCGCGCAACUCACGGUAAAUCUCAGACCGCUCUGGUCCGCUGCCGCCAGUGCGCUGUCUAUGCUAGCUGGCCGAUUCGGCGAUCUUGUCUGGGACCUCCUUUUCCGGGAACUACAGGCUGCGUCUGCGGCAACGAAGGACGCCGCUUUAGCUCCUGCGUGGGUACAAGAGGGUUCUGAGGAGGCAGGCGACGACGUCUGGGAGGACGAGCGGACAUGGCGGGAUCCGAGCGCACACAACAUGCGCACGGUUUUGGCACGAUGGUUGGAUCACACAUCGGCAGAGCAUGCUAUCAUCCAGAGUCAAAUCACUGGAGAUCGCUUCGAUGCAACUACGUACGAGACGCAGCUGCUCAACGUACUCGAAGAGUGCUCGUCGCUCGCAGAGAGGCACAACCGCGACCUCAUCCCUUACUUCCUCACUCUUGCUGGCCCCGAUGCGUCCUCGAGAAUACAACGGUACAAGCUCACUGCCUGGCUCAAGCUCUUCGUGAAGUUCACCAACCCGAACGCACUGCGCUCAACAGACACGAUGCGUACGCUCUAUGUGUCCCUCCUCUCGCACCCAGACCGCACAUUACAACGCCUCGCCCUUUCAUGCACCCUCACGUACAAGCCGCCCGCGCUCGUCUCGCACGAGGAGUCUCUCCGGAUGCUCUUGGACGAGACCAAGUGGCGGGACGAGCUGACGCAGCUCAACUUCUCGCAGUUCACGGCGGACGAACGCGAAGAGCUCGUGGACGUCAUCAUCCGCCUACUCUACGGCAUGAUGCUCGAGAAGAAGGGGCGCACUCGUGGCGCUGAUCGCCGAGCAGCAAUUCUUUCGACGCUGGCGGGCUGCACCGACGAGGAGCUCUACCUGCUCGUGGACCUCAUGCUACAGCCGAUCAGGAAGGAGCGACCGACGCGGGUCGGCAGUUACGCCAUCUCGCCGCUGCCGGAGGACGUUUCUGAGAAGCAGCAGGCCGGGUUCUUGACUCUCCUCGGGGACCUACUCAAGCAUCUCGGGUCUCGUAUCGUGGCACGUUGGCCCUUACUGUUGGAAACGCUCCUCGAUCUCGUCGGCAAUGCCCAGGCGUCGCUCGAAAUGCAGACGGACAGCCAUGUGGAGGAGGUCAUCGCAGACGACGUCGAGCCCGAGGACGAAGAGCAGACAGAGGAGGCGAGCGGCCCGUCGAGGACUCUCCGGAGCGUUCGUCAGCUCGGCUUGAAGCGCGUCGCAGAUUUCUUCCGCUGCCCGGUGACAUAUGACUUCUCUCGAUAUAUGCCGGAAGCCUUCCGCGCGUGUAUAUCCCCUCGGCUGUCUUCGUUGGAUCUAGAGAACACACAGUCGCCUUCCGCUCUCCUCGACCUGUUCCACGCAUGGACACAACGCAGCGAAUAUGCGGUAUACCUCGUGCGAUACGACGACCGCGUACUUCCGAAGGUGUACGACUGCUUGGUGGCCACGAACGUUAAGCCUGCGGUCAUCUCCAAAGUCUUCGAUAUCGUCGAGCAGCUCCAGGCCCUCUCCCUCUCUGAUACCGCCAUUCUCGAGGCCGUCUUCAAACCCUAUGUCUCGCAGCUCCUCACGAACCUGUCUACCUUGGUUGCGCGCUCGAAGGGUAGCACCACUGCGGUCACGGAUGUGCUUGGUCGCCGCCAGAUCUCCAUCCUCUCGGAGCUCGCGCCCUAUCUCUCGGACGGGACGCAGGCGCAAAUGCUCUUGGAACUGUUCUCCCCCCUGCUACGGAAGCCUCACAAGGUGGUUCCGGAAAAGGUCAAGGUCGACAUGACGACGAUCUUGUGUAGCUUGUUUCCCCUCAUCGAGGAGCUCUCGAACACCGAGAGUCCGAUUUUCAUGAAGACAUACGGUCUUCUGUCGCAACUCUUCCAAACUUUGCGCUCCAGACAGGCUCGACUGGCGCUGGUGAAGGCGUUCCGCAGCCUCGCCGAUGCCCAAUCUUCUGUCUCAUCGCUGGCUGAUCUCAUGGAGUCGCUCAACGCGUACUCUAUCAGACGCUUGGACGAGCCCGACUUCGACCGUCGCCUCGAAGCGUUCACGCAACUCAACGAGAGCCUCUACAAGACGUUCACCUGCAGGGACUGGUUGCCUAUCAUCUACAACAUGCUGAGCUUCAUUCAAGAUCCCCUCGAGCUGACUAUCCGGAGCAGCGCGGCGACUGCGAUGAAGCACUUCAUCGAUUCCGUUGCGGACAAGCAAGGCGAGUACGAAGAGACAUUCCUGAAGGUGCUCUACCCGGGCAUGAAGAACGGUCUACAUUCCAAGACGGAGCUCGUUCGCGCGGAGUUGCUCAGCGUCCUCGCGCAUGCGGUCGCGAGGUGUACGAAUAUCGCCUCCUUGCAGGAGAUGCGCGUCUUGCUCGCGGGCGGAGACGAGGAGGCGAACUUCUUCAACAACAUUCACCACGUCCAGAUCCAUCGCCGCACCCGCGCCAUCCGCCGACUCGCUGAGUACGCUGACCAAGGACAUCUUCGGAGCACGACGCUCGCCGAAGUCUUCAUCCCCCUCGUCGCUAAUUACAUCGUCUCUACGGACUCCCUCGAUCACCACCUAGUGAACGAGGCCAUCAACGCUACCGGCCAGAUGGCGAAGAACCUGAACUGGGGCGCGUACUACGCUCUAGUUCAACGCUAUUUGAAACUCGCGAAGCAGAAAGACGCGUCUGAGAAGGUGUUCGUCCGUGCUAUCGUGGCGAUCCUGGAUAGCUUCCAUUUCCCGAUGGAAGAAGCCGUCAAGGACGAUGAAGUUACUGACAUGGCGAUCGCGGAUGAGGAACACGACAGAGCCGAGGCCGAGGCGACGACGGAGAUGGCAGUCGAAAUCGAAGUGGACGUCGAAGCCGAUUCCCGUUUGGCAACACAGGUUGCGACGGACGCCGCAAAGGUUGCUCGCAUCCAAGAUGCGGUCGACCGUCGCCUGCUUCCAAGUCUCAUCUCGUAUCUGGAGAAGCGCGACGAGACGGAUGACAGUCUGCGGAUCCCCGUAUCCACAGGUAUCAUUCAAAUCGCGAAGCACCUUCCUCUGGGUCAACGUGACGCGCAGAUAUCGAAGCUUCUCACCGUCCUCAGCCAGGUCUUGAGGAGCAAGUCCCAAGAGACCAGGGAUCUUACGAAAGAAACCUUGUGCCGUAUAGCCAUCAGCCUUGGACCCGAUUACCUCCCACUCAUGUUCCGCGAAAUGCGGGCUGCUCUGCUUCGCGGCCCUCAUCUUCACGUCCUUGCCUACUCUAUCCACUCCGUCCUCGUCCACGUCACGUCCGGUGAACGUGCUUCCACCUUCCACACUCUUGACGACUGCGUCAAUGACGUCGCAUCUGUUUCUGCGGAGGUUAUCUUUGGCGAGUCGGGCAGAGAUGUCCAGGCAGAGGGCUUCAAGACGACCACACGAGAGGUUCGGUCCUCAUCCUCGAAAGGGAUGGACUCCUUCGCCAUCCUCGCGAAGUUCAUCACCCCGCCAAAGAUCAGCAGCCUCCUUCUCCCGAUACGCAACAUCUUGCAAGAAACCGAGACGCUGAAGGUCAUGCAGCAGGUCGAGGAGCUAUUGCGUCGGGUCGCUGGCGGACUGAACUCGAGCGCUCACCUCAUACCGACUGAGCUGCUCGUUCUCUGCCAUACCCUCAUCAGCCAGAACGCUCGAUUCUUGCAAGAGGUACCAAAGGCUCGGCCUCGCGGCAAGGGCAGGAGGCGGGGGACCGACGCGCUUGUUCAGGUUAAGCGUCGCCUUCCGUCGGAUGCCGACCAUUAUGUCAACAACUCGUUCAGAUUUGUCGUCUUCGGUCUGGACUUGUUCAAUACUGCAUACCGGCGGGGCCGCUUCGACUUCAAGGAACCCAAGGUGAUUUCUCGCCUUGAGCCCAUGGUUCCUGUCAUCGGCAACACUCUCUACUCGUCACACAUGGAAGUCAUCGUCCCAGGGAUGAAAGCCGCCGCCGCCAUCGUCAAGUGUCCACUGAAGUCGAUCGACAAGUCGCUCCCUGUGUUCAUCCGUCAAAUCAUCGACAUAGUCAAACAGGCCGGCUCUACCGAGCCAGACACCGUACAGACCGCGUUCAAAUCGCUCGCCACUAUCCUCCGCGAUCAUCCGGGCGCGCAGGUGAAGGAGAAGGACCUGGUCUACCUCUUGGAACUCCUCGCGCCCGAUUUGGAGGUGCCCGAACGUCAGGCGGCGGUCUUCACCAUGCUGCGCGCUAUCGUGGCUCGGCGGUUCGUGGUCCCUGAGAUCUACGACAUCAUGGACAAGGUCGCGGAGAUCAUGGUAACGAGCCAGUCGUCGAAUGUGCAGGAGCUCUGCCGUAGCGUUCUCCUUCAGUUCUUGCUCGACUAUCCUCAGGGCAAGGGCCGGCUCAAGAACCAGAUGACAUUCCUCGUCAAGAACUUGUCGUACGUCUACGAGAGUGGUCGCAAGUCGGUGAUGGAGCUCCUCAGCGCCAUCAUCGCGAAGUUCGAGAUGAGCCUGGUGCAGGACUACGGCGAUCUUCUCUUCGUCGGGCUCGUGAUGGUCAUCGCCAACGACGAGUCGACGAAGUGCCGGGAGAUGGCCGCAGAGCUGAUCAAGAGCCUCCUUGCACGUCUAGAGACGACACAACGCAACGUCAUCAUGUCGCACAUCCAUUCUUGGGCGGUUCAACACUCGCAGCCCCAACUCACCCGGGUCUCCGCGCAGCUCUACGGGCUCAUCGUCGAUUUCCUCAAGACGGACGUCAAUGCCUAUAUGCCAUCGAUCCUGGAGGAUAUGAACGGCAUUCUGCGCCGCUGCGCGCUCUCUUUCGAGUCAGCAACUGUCGUCGACGAGGAGGGCGACGACGAGCCCAAUGUCGAUGCGUUGGCGUCACAGUGGCAGACGCCCUAUCACACCGCUCUCGUAUUCUCCAAGCUACUACGCGACAGGCCGGAUCUCGCGACACAGGAGGACAAAUUCGAUUGGCCGUCCGUGGUGACGCUCCUGCUCUUUCCUCACGCCUGGGUCCGGACAGCUGCAUGCCGUCUACUUGGGGUUCUCUACUCUGCCGUGACCACGAACGCUCCGCGCGAAGACCUAUCUGAGACCUCGCCCUUCUCUCGGAUCGGCAUGAAGGAGAUCGCGGCGAAGUUGUCUUUGCAGCUGAAGAGCGACAACCUCGACGAGGCCCUGAGCCUGCAAGUAGUGAAAAAUCUGUUCUAUAUCGGGAAGAGCUUCGCCGCUAUCGCACUUCCACCUCUUCCCACACUCGAUGCUGCGGUAGAGGAGGACGACCACGAGUCCGUCGAGGAGCCUUCAGACGAUGAACACAUAGGCGACGAAGAUGGAGAAACUGCGGCCUCGGACGGUCACCCGCUCCCGUGGUUAUUCUCGAAGCUGUCUUAUCAGACGCGCUCUGCGCUCAUCAACCGUCGAAACACGUCCUUUGGAGCACCCAACUGGUCGUGCCAACCCGCCGCAGUACUGAAGUGGUUCGCCGCCAUGGUGUCCUACAUGCAGGCUACGGAUGUCGAGCGUUUCCUGAUGCACAUACUAUCGCCAGUCUAUCGUAUCGUAGACGACGAUACUGUCCGGGAUCCCCAGAUGGAUGAGCUCAAGACGUUGGCCAUCGAGUUGCAAGACCUUGUACAGAGCAAGGUUGGCACGACGACAUUCGCCAAUGUGUACAACAGCAUCCGACAGAAGGUCCUGACUGUGAGGCGCGACCGGAGGACCGCUCGUGUCAUCCAGCACACGACGGACCCUGCUGCUGCGGCAAACAGGAAGUUCCACCGGAACACCUCCAAGAAGGAAAGUCGGAAGCGGAAGAACGAGCUGUAUCUACAGGGCAAGGGAAAGACGAAGCGAAGAAGGGCAGACUGA